AUGGUCUUCACUCAUACACCUAGAUACGAGAUUGCCGUUUGGAGUAUCUUUAGUUACUUUUCCAUAUGGUAUGACGUAGCAUACAUCAGCCUUCGCCCUCACACCCUGCCUGGUGGCAAAUGGCAUGGUCCUGUCUUCAAGCCCAUGGUACGAUGGGCUGCCAUCAACAACCUAUACGGAGAACAGGCCUGGAAUGAUAACGACACUGUUCUAGCCGCCAAGGCCAAUAUCGGCUGUUUUGAAGCGAACCUUCACCUGAUCUAUCUGUGUCAACUUGUUCGUGCAGGCGGACUGAGUUGGACAAUGGGAACCAGUAGAAUUAGCGGUCGGCUCACUGCACAAACUGUUCUCUUCAGCUUGCUCGCUAUGGCCAUCCAGGCGACCAAGCUCAGUUUUUACAUUGCAGCGCAGCUGACUUCUGAGCGUUUCCGGGAGCACACCUCUUCUCUUCCAGUCUGGAUCUGGAUCCAUUAUUCAAUCCUUUUCGUCUCUGCGUGCGCGGUAGUAGCAUUUUUGAACGAAAUAUCCGUUGGCUUAACGAACAACGAGGCAGCGCAGCCGCCCCAGGCGUCUAUCGCGGAGAAACUACCAACGCAGUAUCUAGAGUAA
Messenger RNA from Alternaria atra, 609 nucleotides. RefSeq lists its product as uncharacterized. The coding region runs from base 1 to 609 and encodes 202 amino acids. The transcript has 3 exons. The record is from RefSeq and is a predicted model, not a curated record. Lineage: Eukaryota; Fungi; Ascomycota; Dothideomycetes; Pleosporales; Pleosporaceae.